GCUCUUAGCACUGUCUCAAAGCUUGCAUCCUGGCUGCAUGCAGCCUGAAAGCUGCCAUGGUGAUCGCAGAAGCUGUGGCCGGAGCUGCUGCAGGAGCCCAUGCCUUAUGGGACUACAACCGGGGCAAUUUCCUGUACGAUCGCAAAAUGCGCCAAGAGACUGAACUCAAAAUUCUUGAAUGGCGAGCCGAGAUGUCUGAAUUGUGGCGGGACGACGUCCGAGAUAUCGUUGGCCUGACAGAGAAGAAAAUGGACAGCUAUUUGAUUGUGUCAACGCUUCUCCUGGGUAUGUGCUUAGGCCUGUUCACAGAAGGACGACUGCAGCCUGGAACACCGCCAUGGCUGAUCCAUUUCUAUACUUUGACAUUGUCUGCGUCCUUCAUGUACCUGCUUCUGUCUAUUUGGCUCGCCGUGCAUGCUUCGAUUGUUGCCCAAUGCUCGGCAGUUCGAAUUCUUACACAAUUUGUGCGCCUUCCAAUACCAACGUGGGAGGCACUUCAAAACAUGCGGACCUUUGCGUCCAGCUAUGAGAAGCUGGACGCCAAAGACAUGUUGCGAGUUCCCUUCACCAGGAACCCAAGUGCAAAGACAAUGUCUAUGCCAAAGACUCCAACGGCAGAAAAGACUCCAAUGAGUCCAGAGAGACCUAGUGUUGCAAGUGCAGCUACUGGGCCAAUCGACCCUUGGAGACUGGAGCAGCACUCCGAGGACCGGCACUUGUACGAACUUCAGCACAUGCCUGCUCUCAGGAGGCGGCAUGUGCGCCUGGCCAGGCAAGCCGCCCAAGGGUACCAAGCCUAUGAUGCCUUUGCACGGGUAUCUGUUGCCUUCGGCACACAUCAGCUUAUGCUCUCGCUUUGCUACUACUGCCUUGGCUACAUAGCACUGCAGGAUGGCGCGCCCUGGGCAUCAGUCGGAGUACUGGGCCUGAUGUGUGUAAUGACUGUCUCCCUUGUGCAGUUGGACUUCGAAAUGAGUCGCAAGGAAUUUUACUUGGCAAUUCUUCUGAUAGCUGCUGGUCCUGUGUGCACCGGUGCUGCCACCUAUACCUGGGUGGUAUACGGAAUUCAGGCCAGAAUCCUUGUGAUGGUGCUCUUGCCUUUGACCUAUGCCUCGCAUGGGCUUUGGUUGUUCUUUGCCCUGGUUGCCUGUGGACUGGAAGUACAGCCAAAGACAGGAGUAAUUCUGCCCCAAAGAUUUCGGGCAGUGCUGUACAUGGACGUGUUUGACGUACGCAGAAAGCAGGCUUCUGCAGCACAAGGCGAGCACUCCCCAGACGGAAGCCUGCCCAUGCAGAUGCAAGAGCAAGAGAGCGCUUCAAGAGAGCAGAGCCGCAGUCUUCGCGAAUUGAAGCGUGAGAUUGAGGCGACCAUGAAGCUCUUCCAGUCCGAAACGGUCAAAGGGGCAAUGGACCAUGCCGAUCGUGAACGUGCAAACGAGCUUGUGGACCGUGCGCUAAAGGCUACCAAGAGCGAGGAGAAGAAGACAUCGACAUCAUCGCCUUGCGCAUCACGGUUGCACUCAAUGGCUUCCAUAGAUGAGGACAACUUUGUUCUGAUGAAAGGGUACACCGACUUCGGCGCAGAAGUGGAGUAUCUUUACAACCCCAAGAGUGGUGAGGCUCGGCCUUUGGAGGAGGAUGAAGUGCUCAAUGAGCCGACCAGCCCAGGAGGCCUGACGCAGGCUUCAUCAGUCAAGACUGAGGGUCAGAAGGUGCGAACCAUGACAGAAUUUGAUGCGGCCAUAGAAGAACUCUGCGUGCAUCAGCGCAAGGAAAGGCUGCCAAAGGAGGCUUUCCGAAGAUCUGAGAGCAUCAUCAUGCAUCAUGUGAAGAAGGUGGUGACGCCCGUAGUCAAAGCAGUGAUCCCAGAGAUCUCUGAAGAAGAUGAGGAGGAGCAAGCCCACCUGAUCUCGCGUGACAUCACACAGGAAGGGAUUCCAGCACCUUCAGGGCAAAUGUCAAGCACCCACGCAAAGUUCGACGCGCUGACCUUCAUACCUGAUGACAAUAGGGAGUCUGAAGAAUCGGAGAUUGUCAGCGGUCACGACAAGGUAGAUCCUCGCAAGUUUCCAGCAACAGUCUUUCGCCUCGCAACACUGCUGAUGGUUUCUUUGUGGACUGUGGGACUGAUGGUUCCAUUUGGUGUUCUCCGGGAGUUCAUGACAAAACCUUUGGUGAUUGACUUUCAACUUGGUGGAAGCGAAAAGGGUGGGGAGGAGGAGGUUCAGGCAGUUGUGGGCACCAAGCCUGACGGAUUGCCGGAGUUGAUCCCGGUGGCUAGAAAGCGAGAGGAUUUGCAACAGGCCCUUCAAGUACACCGCAUCAAGGUAAAGUGGCCGUUCAAGUCCGGUUUUUCGCCUAGAACGCUGAGCAGUGACCAGUCUGGGACGUUGCUGGUUGCAGCGGAUGAUCUUGGCGUCUAUGCUGGCCAAGUGAUCAGGGAGGCUGGUCGAGACGAAGUACACUUCCGACGCGUCCCACCAUGUGUUGCUUUGGAAGGUCAAGCAAUACAGGAUGUCAGCGUGGCGUGUGGGCCGGAUUUCCGCUGCAGGGUUCUGGUACUGCACGCAAAGGGACACAGACUGGCAGAAUGCCCAGUGGGUGAGAACUUUGCAGACUCGCGUGCUCAACGAGGUUACAGGACAGUUGCCAACGUUGCUGCCUUGCCAAGUUCCGAGCCAAAGCAAUGGGAGAUUCCGGACACGUGGCUACAUACGCAUUCCAAAUUUCAUCGUGGGCGCGAAACCAUAAAGGCUCUGGCAAUCAAUGGCAAUUGCAUGGGAGACUUCAAGCCUCAGUACGUGGGCUGCGUGGUUGUUGGCACAUCUGAAGGUCGCAUCGUCGAGCUUCGCCGCACUGGGAACGCGACCCGCACGCUGGUGCCCGAAAGGGCUAUGGAGCAGCGCAAUGAGGCUCUCACUGCUGGCUCUCUGCACUUUUCCUCCAAGGGGUAUGUCAUGGCCUUGCGUCGCAGCUCUCACAGAUUGCAAACGCUCCAGGCGUUCAGCGCCAAGGGAGGAACUCAUGCUGGCGAGUGGCGCUUGCCACAGAAUAUUCAUUGGCUCACGCUGGGUGGAGGCGAAGAGAAGUUGUACGGCUUCGGUUUGCGAGAAGGCGUCCCGGAGCUGUAUGAGGUUAUGCUGCCAGAUACACUGAAAAGACAGGCAGACACUCCCAGCUGAGUUCUGCAAGAAGAACAAGGUUACAGGUGCAUACAAUGAUGCUGCGCUGACCAAAGAUGUCAGCAGAUGUUGCCGUUGUAUGCAGCUAUGUCCAUAGGGUUCGAUUUGCAGCUGUUGUGCGACACUUCUCACUUUCACGUGAGUGAGGCGGUCAACAGACUGAUGGCACUUGUGAAACACAGUGCCAUUGACAGCCGCAUGAUUGGCUCUUAAGCGAAAGGCGGCAAUGCAGGCCUCUCAAAAGGGAGGACUGUUCAAGUGAAAAAAGCUCGACGCGGUGGUCUAGUCCAGUGAAAAAACUGACAGCUUCUCUUAAAUUGAUGGGU
Messenger RNA from Effrenium voratum, 3508 nucleotides. The record is from the annotation of a GenBank genome assembly. Lineage: Eukaryota; Dinophyceae; Suessiales; Symbiodiniaceae.